CGCUGAGCGAUUUAUAAUCGCUUCUGCGCAUGCGCAUUAUGGGAGUAAUGUAGUAUGAUGGCCCCAUUCAGCGCAGUGUUGUUUUGGAUGAAUGACAUGAACUUGAGUCCUGUGGGCAUGGACCAGCUCAGUGUGUCCUCGGUCAGUGCCAGUCACUUGGGGCUGCCCACCUCACCCACACAUAACUCCAUUCCCACACCAGGCAUGCCAGUGGCCAUCCCCAGUCUGGGUCCUUCCCUGGGGUCCCUUCCAUCUGCCCUGUCGCUGAUGCUGCCCAUGGGUCCGCUCGGAGACAGAGGAGUGAUGUGUGGCCUGGCAGAAAGGAACUACUCCUUGCCACCUCCUCCAUACCCCCACCUGGAGAGCAGCUACUUCCGACACAUACUGCCAGGUAUCCUGUCCUAUCUGGCAGACCGUCCUCCACCGCAGUACAUUCAUCCCAGCAGCCUUAAUAUGGACGGGACUCUUUCUGUGGCCAGCAACAAUCCCUCAGGUCUGGACCCAUACAGUGGUCCUGGAGGCCCAAUGGAGCAGGGCCUGGUGCCAAUGGACUCCAGACAGGUCAGUGGGCAAGUAGACCUCCACCAGCCAGGUGCUCACGAGCUGGACUCCACAGGGUUGCCUAUGGAGUCACGUGUCAGCAGUCCAAUGUCCCCUGAUCGGAUGGGAGAGGAGCUGGCCACCAUGGACGGGAUUAGGGUGGUGGUGGUUUCUGACUCUCAGCAGCAGCUUGGAGGAGGGCGGCAGCCUCAGCCGCAUGAUGGCCUGGCUGGAGUGGACUCGUCUGGGGGAGUGAUGCCCCUCCAUGGGCCCCCUGUGCUAGAGCUACCAGUGGUGAUGGAGCCAGAUCACAUGGGUGGACGAGUAGGCGAUGCUGGGGGAGGUGGGGUGGGUGGGCUAGGGGAGCAGCUCCACACGAGCGGGGAGCUAAACUCGAGUGUCGUCAGCGUGGUGCUCACCAGCUCAAUGACCACACAGGCCCAGCUGGAGCAGGUGUCCCUCCACAGUCACUCUGGGAUGGGGCUGGAACCGGUGAACGUCUCACCCAUCACUGCAGAGGUAACGUUGGGGCCAGAAAACAACCUGGUACUGGUCAACUCCAACCUACAGCUGGAAGAUUCAACCUCCAACAAGGAGUCCAUGGUCUCUGCCUUCACCAUCUGGUGCACUCUGUGUGAGUGCUCGUACACUUCAGACUGCCCAGAGCAUGGCCCAGUCACCUUCAUCCCUGAUACACCCAUCCAAAGCCAGGCUCGUCUGUCUUUGCCUCAACCUCUGUGCCUCCGUGUCUCUGUGACAGACGAACACCUUGGAGUUUUUGCAAGGGAUGUCAUUCUUCCAAGGACCUGCUUUGGACCGAUGGUUGGCCAGCACUGCAGCAGCGUAGAUCUCUCUAACUGGCCGGAGAAAGACACACCCCAAGUGUGGAAGAUGUACCACAACAAUGUGCUGGAGUUCUACAUUGUUACCACAGAUGAGAAUGAAUGUAACUGGAUGAUGUUUGUCCGCAGAUCAAGGACCCGUGAAGAGCAGAACCUCGUGGCGUAUCCUGCCAAUGGUAAACUGUUCUUCUGUACAACAACAGAGAUCCACCCAGACCAGGAGCUGCUCUUCUAUUACAGCAGAGACUACUGCAGGCUGUUGGGUGUUCCUCAGGUGCCUGAGGGUCAGAUCUGCCAGUGUGGAAAAGAAUGCUCUCCGUUUUCUGAGUCUCAUCUUGGCAGCGCCAGCGGCAACCAUAACCAGCCUCCAGACAGCCAGAGCCCACCACAGCAGGACCACUCUCAGCAACAGCCGCAGCAGCAGCAGCAAGAGCAACCAUCGCAAUCACAGCAGCACACCCACCAGGAGGAGAAGCUGACCAAUGGGUCCUCAAGUUCUUCCUCAUCUCCGUGGCCUUGCCACACCCAUGCUGCAGGACAAACAAGCAGUGAUAAUAAUAAUAACAGCAGCAGCAAUAAUGGAAUUUGUCACAACAUUGCCCCUAAUGCGAAUUCCAAAGGUCAGGGCCACAUACGAGAGAAAAAAUUCAAGUGCAGCAUGUGUUCCCGGGCUUUUAUUACAUCGACUAAACUCAACGUCCACUUCAUGGGUCACGUUGGGAUGAAACCUCACAAGUGCGAAUACUGCAGCAAGGCCUUCAGCGAUCCCAGUAACCUCAGGAUGCACCUUAAAAUUCAUACAGGUCAGAAGAACUAUAGGUGUACAGUUUGCGAGAAGUCUUUCACCCAGAAAUCCCACGUAGCGUCUCACAUGCUGAUCCACACUGGUGCCGAGAAACUCAAAUGUGACCUCUGUGACCGAGCAUUCAUCAGGAAACAUGACCUGAAACACCACAUGUUCUCCCACACAGCUGAACGGAGAAUAGAGUGCCCUAAGUGCCACAAACAGUUCCUGAAGACCAACCACCUGAAGAAUCACAUGAACUCUCACGAGGGCAGGCGAGACUUUGUGUGUGAGAAAUGCCACAAAGCUUUCCUCACAAAGUACCACCUCACGCGUCACCUCAAGAUAUGCAAAGGGCCAAAGGCAGAAAGAGCGUCCCGUAAAGAAAAGAGCACGGACAUGGAGGAAGAGGAUGAUGAAGAGGAGGAGGAAGAAGAUGAUGGCAGGGCGGGAACAGGAGUAGUAGUAGAGAGACUUAACUCAGCCGACAAUGACGGUUGCGGUUUAGAUGUGGCUGGGUUUAGUUCUGAAAAAUCUAUAUCGCCUCCUCACUGAUAACACGGUGCCUCCUCAUGUUUAUUUAUUAACUUUAGCACAUUACUGUUGUUUACUGAUAUUAUUGCCAAAUACCAGCUCUAAUACUUUAAUUUUAAUUAUUGCAUUUUUAGUUUGCUUAUUCUAUGAAAAAAAAACUCACCUCAUUGCUGCUAAAAUUAACAUUAUCAUUAGAUGAUCAUGUAUUUGUCAUAUUGAUCUUAUAUUUAUUUAAACUAAAGCCUUUCUGUUUUCUACAUCACAUUAUUGGUUACUGAAGGUAUCCUAUAAGCUAUUCUUGAUGUUGCUUCAUUGGUUUUCUGAAAGUCACAAAAUAAAAGAGUGAGUGGCUGAUAGCCAUUUGAGUUGCAUGUAAUCCAACUCCAAAAUGA
This is a messenger RNA of Thalassophryne amazonica, 3092 nucleotides long. It is a transcript of the gene prdm4, whose product is annotated as PR domain containing 4. The transcript has 11 exons. Gene Ontology annotation, cellular component: nucleus; cytoplasm. NCBI's taxonomy places the organism in Eukaryota, Metazoa, Chordata, Actinopteri, Batrachoidiformes, Batrachoididae. Gene Ontology annotation, molecular function: RNA polymerase II cis-regulatory region sequence-specific DNA binding; histone deacetylase binding; DNA-binding transcription factor activity, RNA polymerase II-specific. The record is from RefSeq and is a predicted model, not a curated record. Gene Ontology annotation, biological process: regulation of transcription by RNA polymerase II; cell fate commitment. The coding region runs from base 55 to 2721 and encodes 888 amino acids.